AUGGCCUCUCAGGCAGAAGCACAGGGCUCCGUGGCUGGCUCUAGCAGCUGGACUUCUUUCGUCAAGGUAUGUCGCAUGACCUCGCAGCUUCCCUUGUACCAACCCGCGUUAACAAGCUCCCAGUCCAUUGCUUCCUUCAACGGCGAUCUUUCCUCCCUGACAGCGCCCCCUUUCAUCGUCUCGUCGACCUCCCUCACAGAGUUCUCCUCCUACUGGUGUGAACAUCCCUCGCUGUUCGCGGCCCCCGCCAAGGAGGCCGACCCCGCGAAGCGCGCCCUGCUCGUCCUCAAGUGGUUCGUCAGCACCCUGAAGCAGCAGUACGCCAGCCGCAGCGAGCAGUACGGAAACGAGAAGAAGCCGCUGAACCCCUUCCUCGGCGAGCUUUUCCUCGGCAAGUGGGAGGACGCCGUGGGCACGACUGAGCUCAUCAGCGAGCAAGUCAGCCACCACCCGCCGGCGACGGCCUACUCGAUUAAUAACCUCGCCACGGGCGUCCACCUCGAGGGCUACAACGCGCAAAAGGCCACCUUCAAGAGCACCAUCAACAUCAAGCAGAUCGGCCACGCUGUCCUGACGGUGCCGAUCCCUGGCGACGCCGACAAGAAGACGGAGACGUACCUCAUCACGCUGCCGUCACUGCACAUUGAGGGCCUCCUCUUCGGCUCGCCCUUCAUCGAGCUCGAUGGCUCCUCCUUCAUCACCUCCUCCUCCGGCUUCACCGCCAAGAUUGACUACUCGGGCAAGGGCUGGCUCUCGGGCAAGAAGAACACCAUUUCGGCGGUGCUCUACCCCACGGGCCGCGAGAAGGAGGUCCUCUACAAUAUCUCGGGCGUCUGGACCAAGACGUUUGAGAUCCACUCGGGUCCCGCCAAGACGAACUCGUCCAAGACGCUCGUCGACUCGCACGACGCCACAAAGGUCGAGCCCACGGGCCUCGUUGUCGCGCCCGUCGAGCAGCAGCACCCGCUUGAGUCCCGCCGCGCCUGGGCCAAGGUGGCCGCCGCCGUCGCCAAGGGCGAAAUGGACACGCUGUCGUUUGAAAAGGCAGGACCCGUGCUCGAGUCGCUCGGCACGCACGUCGGCCUGCCGCUGACGGGCGACGCCGACAAGACGGGCGGCCUGUGGCGCUUCGAUGCCGAAAAGGCCGAAAAGGUCCGCAGCCAGCCGCCGACGAGCGAGGAGGCCAACCUGGCGCUGGCCAAGGAGGCGCUGGGACAGUAG
This is a messenger RNA of Verticillium dahliae VdLs.17, 1221 nucleotides long. Its product is annotated as kes1. The record is from RefSeq and is a predicted model, not a curated record. Gene Ontology annotation, biological process: maintenance of cell polarity; endocytosis; exocytosis. Gene Ontology annotation, cellular component: cytosol; membrane; intracellular membrane-bounded organelle. Lineage: Eukaryota; Fungi; Ascomycota; Sordariomycetes; Glomerellales; Plectosphaerellaceae. Gene Ontology annotation, molecular function: oxysterol binding. The transcript is spliced from 3 exons. Bases 1 to 1221 code for a protein of 406 amino acids.